Molecule: messenger RNA, 1923 nt
Organism: Pochonia chlamydosporia 170
Lineage: Eukaryota; Fungi; Ascomycota; Sordariomycetes; Hypocreales; Clavicipitaceae
Product: GMC oxidoreductase
Exons: 1
Coding region: 1-1923 (640 amino acids)
Molecular function (GO): oxidoreductase activity, acting on CH-OH group of donors; flavin adenine dinucleotide binding
Source: RefSeq, a predicted model, not a curated record
AUGUAUCCCUCAUGGCAAACAGCCUUUUUAGGCUUCACCAUCCUCACCUCACUCGCCCACGCCGUCACCCUCAGCGGCUAUGAAUACGUCGUCGUCGGAUCCGGAGCCGGCGGCGGCCCCCUCGCCGCACGCCUCGCCAUGGCCGGCCACAAAACCCUCCUCAUCGAAGCCGGCGACGACCAGGGCAACAACCCCAACUACACCGUCCCAGCGUACUCUGCGAAAUCCUCGGAAGACGAGAAACUCGCAUGGAACUUCUUCGUGCGGCACUACGCCGACGAUGCCCGCCAGGCGCGCGACUACAAGACCUCGUAUGAGACGCCGGAGGGAAAGAUAUACACUGGCCUGAAUCCGCCGGCUGGCAGCAAGAUGCUGGGGACGCUGUAUCCUCGUACGGGGACAUUGGGCGGGUGUACGGCUCAUAAUGCGUUGGUGGCGAUUUAUCCGCACCGCUCGGAUUUUCAGUUUAUUGCGUCGUUGACGGGUGAUGAUUCGUGGGCGCCGGAUAAUAUGAGGAAGUACUUUGUGAGGAUGGAGAAUAAUAGGUAUUUGCUGCCGCUUGCGAGGGGGCAUGGGUAUAAUGGGUGGUUGGACACGGAUCGCGCGCCGUUGACUAUUCCGUUGAAAGAUCCGAAGUUGCUGAGCAUGAUUACGGGGGGGAGCUUCGCACUCGGGAAUUAUACAAAGUUGCUGCCGAAUUUGUUGAAUGUUCUGCUGGGCGAUGCGAAUGAGGAUUCGGCGAGUCGCGACAAGGACGGCGGGUAUUUCCAGAUUCCGCUGUCUGCGGGUAAUGGACGAAGAUUUGGGUCUCGAGAGUUUGUGGUUGCUGUGAGGGACGCGAAGAACUGGGAUGGGAGUAAGAAGUAUCCUCUUGAUGUGAGGAUGAACUGCCACGUUACGAAGGUUGUGUUUGAUGAGACGGGUGAUACGCCGCGUGCUACGGGGGUGGAGUUUCUGGACGGAGCGUAUCUUUAUAAAGCGAGUCCGAGGUCGAAAUCUGCAAAGGGGACGAAGGGAUCGGUUACUGCUUCUAAAGAGGUGAUUGUUGCGGGGGGGACGUAUAAUUCUCCUCAGAUUCUUAAGCUGAGUGGCGUGGGACCAGCGGAUGAACUCACCAAGUUUGGCAUCAAGGUUGUUAAGGAUCUACCUGGCGUGGGCACCAACCUCCAGGACCAUUAUGAGGUUGCUGUACAGGGUCGUGUCCCAUCCGACUGGACGUUUCUCAAGGGAUGUACCUUCUCUGAUCCUGAUCCUUGCUUGGACCGGUGGCAGCAUCCUAUCCUCGGCGAUAGAGGAACAUAUGUGUCGAAUGGCUUCGCUGCCGCUAUGUUGAUGAAGUCCUCGCAGGCAAGUGAAUACGAUGCCUUCAUAUUCGGUGGUCCCGUCAACUUCCGCGGCUACUUCCCCGGGUACAGCUACAACAUCACAUCCGACCACGACCUCUUCACAUGGGCGAUAUUGAAGGGCCACCCGCGCAACAACGCCGGCCACGUGAAGCUCCUGUCCGCUGAUCCCCUGGACACCCCUGAAAUCGUGUACAAUUACUUCGACACCGGAAGCGGGGACUAUGCGUCUGAUUUGACGGCCAUCCGGGAAGCUAUUCGCGUUGCGAGGGACGCGUUCAAGAGACAGCUCGUCAAGGUGGAUGAGGUUUUGCCGGGUGCGAAUGUCCAGUCUGAUAGUGAUGUGGAGGCGUAUGCAAAGGACACGGCUUGGGGUCACCAUGCUUCGUCGACGUGUCCUAUCGGUGCGGAUGGCGAUCCUAUGGCUGUUCUGGAUUCGAGUUUUCGUGUGAGGGGCGUGAAGGGGCUGAGGGUCGUGGAUGCGUCGGUGUAUCCUAGGAUUCCGGGGACGUUUACUGCGCUGUCGACGUAUAUGGUUGGUGAGAAGGCUGCGGAUGUGAUUUUGAGCCAGAAUAGGUGA